This is a messenger RNA of Tupaia belangeri chinensis (Chinese tree shrew), 971 nucleotides long. RefSeq names its product ribosomal protein L7a (gene RPL7A). Gene Ontology annotation, biological process: ribosome biogenesis. The coding region runs from base 73 to 897 and encodes 274 amino acids. The transcript is spliced from 8 exons. NCBI's taxonomy places the organism in Eukaryota, Metazoa, Chordata, Mammalia, Scandentia, Tupaiidae. The record is from RefSeq and is a predicted model, not a curated record. Gene Ontology annotation, molecular function: RNA binding. Gene Ontology annotation, cellular component: ribonucleoprotein complex.
CUCGCGAUCCCAGGGGCCGCAUACAUAUUACCCACAAUUCCAUUUCCUUUCUCUCUCCUCCAGUAUCCCAAGAUGCCAAAGGGAAAGAAGGCCAAGGGCAAGAAGGUGGCUCCGGCCCCUGCCGUGGUGAAGAAGCAGGAGGCUAAGAAGGUGGUCAAUCCCCUGUUUGAGAAAAGGCCUAAGAAUUUUGGCAUAGGACAGGACAUCCAGCCCAAGAGGGACCUCACCCGCUUUGUCAAAUGGCCUCGCUACAUCCGGCUGCAGCGGCAGAGGGCCAUCCUCUACAAGCGGCUGAAAGUGCCUCCUGCCAUUAACCAGUUCACCCAGGCCCUGGACCGCCAGACAGCUACUCAGCUGCUCAAGCUGGCCCACAAGUAUAGGCCAGAGACGAAGCAGGAGAAGAAGCAGCGGCUGCUGGCCCGGGCUGAGAAGAAGGCCGCCGGCAAAGGGGAUGUCCCCACUAAGAGGCCACCAGUCCUCCAGCCAGGGGUGAACACUGUCACCACCUUGGUGGAAAACAAGAAGGCUCAGCUGGUGGUGAUCGCACACGACGUGGACCCGAUCGAGCUGGUUGUCUUCCUACCUGCCCUGUGUCGGAAGAUGGGGGUUCCCUACUGCAUUAUCAAGGGGAAGGCCAGGUUGGGACGCCUGGUCCACAGAAAAACCUGUACCACUGUCGCCUUCACACAGGUUAACUCGGAGGACAAAGGUGCACUGGCUAAGCUGGUGGAAGCCAUCAGGACCAAUUACAAUGACAGAUACGAUGAGGUAAGGAGCAGCUGUACACUGGCGGUAUCCGCCCACUGGGGAGGAAACAUCCUGGGCCCGGAAUCUGUGGUUGGCAUCGCUAAGCUGGAAAAGGCAAAGGCUAAAGAGCUUGCCACCAAACUGGGUUAAGUGUAUGCUAUUGAGUUUUCUGUACAUACAAGUAAUAAAACGCUCUCCUUCGGCUAAUGUCUGUAAUAUCUUCA